Monomorium pharaonis (pharaoh ant) is the source of this 3136-nucleotide messenger RNA. RefSeq names its product G patch domain-containing protein 1 homolog. Bases 79 to 2904 code for a protein of 941 amino acids. NCBI's taxonomy places the organism in Eukaryota, Metazoa, Arthropoda, Insecta, Hymenoptera, Formicidae. The transcript is spliced from 3 exons. The record is from RefSeq and is a predicted model, not a curated record. Gene Ontology annotation, cellular component: nucleus. Gene Ontology annotation, molecular function: RNA binding. Gene Ontology annotation, biological process: mRNA processing.
UUGACAGUCAGACGCCCUUGUCGCAUUUGAUUAAAUCAAACGGGAACGUUCCGCCGCGAGAAUUUGAUUUCUUUCGAAAUGGGCGAUUCAGACGAGGAGAAUUACGCGACAUUCGGCGUCCCUCUUGACCCUUUGGACGAAGAGAACAUCCCACGGAAGAAGCCCGUUACCAUCGAGGAUCAAUAUGCCUACGACGCUCAAGGUAGACGUAGGUUUCACGGGGCGUUUACAGGCGGUUUUUCAGCGGGAUACUUCAACACCGUCGGCACUCGCGAUGGCUGGAGACCGCAACAGUUCAAGUCUUCUAGGAACAGUAAGGCGGACGGCAUCGUUCAGCGACCAGAAGAUUUCAUGGAUGAAGAGGACACGAGUCUCUUUGGGAUUGCUCCAAAGGGCAUUCGUGCCACUAGUGAUUAUGCUGAUCAUGGACAGAAAGGAAAGAAGAGGGAGAGAAUAAGUCAGGAAGGACCUAUUCCUGGUACUCCCAUUUUAAAGGAGCUUUUAAAACCUAUCAAAGAAACAGUGGGUAUUGUCUUACUUAAGAAAAUGGGCUGGAAACCUGGUCAAGGUGUGGGUUCUCGAUUGACGAAGAAAGAAAAACAAAAAAUAAAACUACAUAAUGAAAAAUUAAAAUUGAUACGGGACAAUUCUGAGAUGGUCGAGAGUAGUUCUGAAGAUUCGAAUGAUGAUUCUACUGAUAUUACAUUUGCACCUGACGAUUACGAGCCAUUUCGGUGCAAGCCGAAAGACAAUUACUUUGGUAUUGGCUACUCAGGUCUAGAUAGACGAAAAGUCCUUUCUGGUCACAUCAAUCUUUUUGAUACUCCAGCGUUUUGCGUUCAAGAUAAAAAUAAGAAAUUGUCCAUUCACGGCCAGGCAUUUGGAGUAGGUGCUUUUGAAGUUGACGAUGAGGAUAUUUAUGAAAAAGAAGAUAUGUCACGUUAUGACUUCGCUCUUGGCCCCGAACGUAAAGCGAAGACGAGGUGGUCCCAGGAUGGUCCGAGCAGUUCGCAAACCGAUUGCUUGGACGGUUUUGUCCGCGCAAAGGAGAGAUUAGAGAGCAAAAAAAUCUUUAAAUGCCCGGAAUUGCCAAAGAAUUUUACGCCGGUGCACGCUAUUAGGAAAAGUAGAUUUUAUCCACCAAUUGCAACCUCAAUAGAAAAUAGUAAACGCAGAGAACCAUUAAAUGCCACGGAUAGAGCGCGGAUUUUAGAAGACUCGGACGAACGUUCGAAGAAGCCACAGACGCCAUCGAGCACAUCCGUCGCUUCGAAUAUUAUUUCAAAAACUUUGAAUUUACAUGGCAAACAACAAACGGAGGAAAGAAAAAAAUUAGAAAGUCAGCAGAAGGAGAAAGGCAAUUCUUGGCUGGACAAAUUGAAUGCGAAAAACUUCGUCAAAGGCGGCAUUGUCGGUACCGAACAGAACGACAUGGGUAACUUAAAGAAGCUGGAAGAUUUUAAAAAAUCUUUUUUGGCGCAAUCAAGCACGGAUAAAUCAAUAGAGAGUGAUUAUUUGAACAAGAGCGAAACGAAAAAAUUAUUCCUAUCUGACCCAGACAAACAGAAACGAUUUGAACAGUAUCUUAUCUUCUCAAAGAAUGACGAGAGGCACAAGUUCGAAAGUAUUCAACCACUUUCUAUGACCGAUUGGGAAAGAGAGCAAGAAUGUGAGGAAUUCGAGCAAGCGGCAAAAUUGGAACGGUCAAAUAAUUAUAUGGUGGACAAGUUUGUACAUAGCGCUGAUCAUUUGACGGAUCAAACAGAUCCGGAAAAAGAUAUAAAGGAAGCGGUAAGAUUGAAAAUGUUUGGUAAACUUACGCGACAGCGAAGCGAAUGGAAACCAGCGAGUAUCGUUUGCAAGAGAUUCAAUAUUCCUGAACCGAAAGUCGGAUGUGCGCAGAUUGCAACAGACCGAAAAUCAGUGAGAUUCUCAGUCUUUGAUUCUUUGGACUGGUGUAGUUCAUCGAAAUUCACGAAAGCUACGGAUACAGUUAAGACAGAAAUGGAAGAAGUUUCUCAGCCAUUGAGGAAAAUGAAGGAAAAUAUAAACGAAGCGAUUCACAACACUAAUUCCAAUAAUAUUCCCUCUAAUAUUUAUCAACCUUCAGAGUCUAUCUCUGAGAAGUUUAAAAUCUUUGAAGCUUCCUACGAGAAAGUUUUUGGCAAGGGUAUUGAAAGUACCCCUUCUGCAACGUCGAAAGACGUCCAACGGGAUGUGCGAGAUAAGUUAGAAGAUAAAACUCAAGAAAUUCAAGAAGUUAAAGAGAAAGAAGCUUCUGGAUCGAUGUCUGGGCUUAAAGACCAAUCAGAAGAAAAAAAGGAUUUAUUUAAAGCAAUUUUCCUCAGCAGCAGCGAAGAUUCUGAUAGCGAAACAGAAGACAACGUCGAUAGCGAAGCUGUCAAAUCGAUUUUAAUUGGAAAAGACCCAAAGGAGAGAAACGUGCAACGCAACACAUCGCCGCCACGAGGUAUCUUCGCGAAACUGGAUCUCGAUAGUUUGGUAACGCAACCAAAACGCGUCAAUGAUGAAAGUACGACGUCUAAAAUCUCAGAAAUCAGUUUGCCAAUUACUGAUGGAUCGCAGAACGAUCUCACAAAUCGUAACAAUAUAACUGAUGAUGUAGAAACUACGAUACUGCCGGAUCUGUAUGGUCCGGCGCUGCCGCAAAGAUUAUUGAAACAGGAUAAUAUCGCAACGACAGAAAUUGAUAACACCAAUCAAUUGCCAAAACCAGUAUUUCGAAGCGUCGUGGUAUCAAAAACUACAGAGGACUUGAAACUCGGUGGAAAAUGGGUGGAACGAGACAAGGUGAAAAAGUCGAAGAAGAAACAUAAGCACAAAGAACAUAAGAGCUCUAAGCACAAAAAGAAGUCUAAAAAAGAGAAACAUUCAAAACGUUGAUUUUUGUUCAUUUUAUCUCUCAUUGAUUCGAGUAAUAUAAGUGAUAAAUCAGUUUACAAUUGUGUGGUGAAAAUAUCUGUUAAGUACACAACACAAUCGUAUAUAAAGGUGUUCGAGAUGCUUUAUGGGCAACUGUUUCAUAUAUUGUUUUAUUAUUUAUUGCACUUGUUUCGCAAUACAAUAUAUGUACAUCUGUAACAUAGACUGAAAAUAUAUGAUAUUUGAACUGUGA